AUGCGUGUAAAUAGCGAUGUGCCGCUCGCACACCGGAAUGGUGAGCCCGACCCCCGACACAUACAGAACGUAACCGCCAAAGGGGAGUACGGGAAGGAAGCGGUCCUCACGUGUCUUAUCAGCAAGCAGGACAAUCCGAACGUGAUAUGGAUGGUCGAAGGGAAAACUGAGCCCAUAAACUAUGAAGUGACCGAAGCAACAACUGCCGCGGUCCCUGUUACGGGAACCCCGGAAACAGUAAAAUACACAACCGAGAUCAAAAACCAGUCUUACAUCCUGAAAAUCGCGAACGCCACAGAGGAUGACGCAAGGAACUACACUUGCGUGGUCCGAGGGGAGGCCAGGACUGAAUACUUGAAUAUAAGCUUUCCUGGGAAACCGGUCUCCAUGAAAUCUGAUCCUAAGGCGGACUCCAAUAGUAUUGUGCAGUUCAAUUUGCCGGCGGACAAGAAUAAGACGCUGACGCUCACAUGCGAGUUUGAGGUUUACGACCAAACUGAGAUCGAAUGGAUACUACAACGAUACAACGAAGAAGAUAUUCCUUUAAACGGGACCACGACCAAAAACAUGAAAAAGCUCAUCAGCACUUACAGUACACAGAUAUCAAAAGAAUCAUUCGACAUCCAGAAUGGGACCCAUAUAUGUCGCGUUUGGGAUUCCCAUGGAUACAAAAACUUAACCAGCCAAAUACAUGUUAAAAUUGUCGCUCAUCCCGUGGUCACAAUAAUAUUCGCUAAGCCGGUCAGCUCCUCAGCGAUCUACUUAAACUGGACAGUAAAACAAUACAACUCCGACAUCAAAAGAUACGAAUUGAGAUACAAAAAUACUACGGAAACCGACUAUCACUUCAGUCCGACUUCAAUAAACAAAACUGCGAAUUUCUAUGUCCUUGGCGGAUUAGCGAAAAACACCACGUACGAGUUGAAACUGAAAGUGGAAACUGGUGCUGGGAGCAAUCACGAUGAGAUCUCGAAUCUGACCACAUUGCCGAAAGACCCUGACUUCGUCCCGAAUAUUUCUAUCAAUGGAUUCACGGCACGUUCCAUGACUAUCGGUCUUAGUGCCCCGCCUAGCGACGUAGCCGAGUACGUACAUUAUUAUCAGCUGGAGGUGUGGAAGAAAGUCGACAAAAAUAACACAACUGAGAACGCGGUUCAUAUUAGAGACGACAGGAAUCUGCCAUACAUGUUUAACAACCUCGAUCCGCACACAACCUACGUUUUUAGGGCGAAGGCUUGUUUCGAAUAUGGAGGCAACUACAACUGCUGCGGAAACUGGUCUAAAGAAAUGGAGGCGUUAACUAUGGACGGGAUACCCAACGAGCCGAACAAUUCCGUUAUAUACUGCGACUUCUCCGUGGAACAGGGGUACUACAUGAAUCUCACGUGGGAGCAGCCCACCAGGCCCAAUGCUGAAAUUAAAGGAUACAUGAUGGAGGUGACAGGCAACGCGACUUAUAUCGACCGGUUCGGCAAAUUAAAGAUGGAUACGUUCGGACCGCUCACCAAACUGUUCACUAACGAGACGUUUCUUGCCAGGGUACCAGACCUGAAGCCCAACAUGAACUACACGGUGCGGCUGAUGGCGAUGACGAGGUCCCGUCGCCGAGGACAGGAAAAGGUUGUCUACUGCACCACGGGCCGCGGGCCGCCCGACUUCCCGCCACGGCCGAGCUGGCGCAAGGUUGAAGAGAAAAAGGGGGAUACUUCUGAAUAUUCGCUCAGAGUACGGGUUCCCCGUAUUCCGGAGCGAAACGGCCCUAUUUGCUGUUACAGGGUGUACCUAGUGCGUCUACCUAAAGGCAAGGGCUGGAUCUCCACCAACCCUCAGGACCUGCCCGUCAUCACGUGGGCAGAAGCCCACGCUGCCAACUCGGACUACGAGGAGGGCGCUUACGUAACUGACAUAUUUAACCACGAUAAUUUCCCCAAAGUCGAACUGAUACUCGGCGACGACAUAAGUGAGACCAUGCCACGUAAAGAUGACAACAACACGUGCAGCCGCUGCUUCGAGCGGCCCCUGAGAAAAGAACCCCCUACUACUGCGAAGAUUGCUAUAGUCACCGCUGAGCCAGAUUAUGACGAGAAGACCACGGAAGUAGCGAAGACUAAAAGAUCAUUGGAUGUGAGCAACAACCGCUGUUUUUUUCGUCUACUGAUAAAAGAACCCCCUACUACUGCGAAGAUUGCUAUAGUCACCGCUGAGCCAGAUUAUGACGAGAAGACCACGGAAGUAGCGAAGACUAAAAGAUCAUUGGAUGUGAGAGAGGAUCAGUUAAUCACGCCGACAGACGGGAAAUUGGACCCAUCAGUGAACUAUACGCUCUUCGUUGAAUUAAUACCGGGCACGGACGAUCCCUCCCUAUACAGCAGCUACACUAAUGCACUCAACACGGCCAUACCGCCGCAGAUCAUUGCCGCCAACAACAUGGAAACUGCACUACAGAUAUGCUGCGGUGUGGCCGCUCUACUCCUAUUGGCUACAAUCAUCUUCUGCGUCGUUCACACGCGGCGCGUACGCAAGCAGCCGCUGCGUCACGCACAUGUCGAGCUCAACCCCAUACAGGCCGCGCUGAGAUACGUGGUGGGGCAUAUAGGCGGGCGCACGCCGCUGGUGUCUGCGCCGCCGCCCGACAUGCCGCCCAUCGCGCUCGAGGACCUCGCCGCCGCAUACGCCGAGCGGCAGGCCGACUCCGACUACGGCUUUCAGAAGGAAUUCGAGCUGCUACAGAUGCUCCCCGAAUGCUACCCGGACCGCACCACACACGCCUCCGAAGCGCGCGAGAACCAACCCAAGAACCGCUACCCCGACAUCAAAGCGUACGACCAGACGAGAGUCAAGCUCUCACAGAUAGAUGGCAUCACUGGCUCGGACUAUAUUAACGCGAACUAUGUCAUGGGAUACAAGGAGCACAAGCAGUUCAUUUGCGCCCAAGGCCCAACAGACACGACCGUCAACGACUUCUGGCGCAUGAUCUGGGAACACGGGCUGGAGCUGAUCGUGAUGCUGACCAACUUGGAGGAGUACAGCAAGGUGAAAUGCUCCAAGUACUGGCCGGAUGAGGACCGUGGCUCGCGGGCCUUCGGCGCCAUCACAGUGCAUCACGUCUCUGAGAAACGAUACUCUGAUUACAUAGUGAGAGAGUUGAAAAUCGUAAAGCAGGCCACCAACUCUGAGGGCCAGCCGAUAGUUGAAAACAACGGCGUUGCCAAGAGGAACGGAGAUUGCAAAGACCCAGAGAGCGGAAGCGCGCCCACGUCCCCACGGGAAGUAAAAGACAGCACCCGCGUCGUGCGGCAGUACCACUUCCUCAUGUGGAAGGACUUCGCAGCGCCGGAGCAUCCGCAGUCCAUACUCAAAUUUAUCAAGCGUAUGAACGAAGCAUGGUCGCACCUGAUGGGCCGGCCAGUGGUGGUCCACUGCUCGGCCGGCGUGGGCCGCACGGGCACGCUGGUGGCGCUGGACUGCCUGCUGGAGCAGCUGCGCACCACGCGCCGCGCGGCCGUGUUCACCACCGUGGCCGAGCUGCGCCGCCAGAGGAACUUCCUGGUGCAGUCGCUGAAACAAUACGUGUUCGUCUACCGGGCACUAGUCGAGUACGCUCAUUACGGCGACACAGAGAUCCCAGCGUCGCGACUCAAGUCCAGCAUCGAUCGCCUGAGGAACACGGCAGAGGGCGCUGACAAGUGCCUCAUGGAGCACGAGUUUGAGAAAAUGAUGAACCCGCCUGUAACAGAACCAGUAAAGUCCUGCUCAGCGGCCUCCGUGGAAGAGGCCCGGGUCAAGAAUCGAAGCCCGGAAUACCUGCCCUAUGACCGCAACCGCGUGAUAUUGGCACCAGCCCCGCCUCUGCAUUAUUCCACAUACAUCAACGCGUCGUUCAUUGAAGCAUACGACAAUUCGGAAGGGUUCAUAAUCACGCAAGACCCGCUACCAAACACCAUCGUGGACUUCUGGCGGAUGGUGGCCGAGCACAACGUAUCCACCAUCGUUAUGCUAAGCGAACUGGGCGAAGGCAAGUGCCCGCGCUACUGGGACGACGGUACAGCGCAAUACGAGCACAUCUCGGUGCAGUAUGAAGAGAGCGAAUCCUGCCCGUACUACACGAGGCGGCAGUUCCGGGUCACUAACAACAAGAGCGGCGACGUGUGCGUGGUGCGGCAGCUGCAGUACCAGGGGUGGCCAACCGCGCCCGGGCACGUGCCCGAGGUGACGCGCGGGCUGGCCGAGCUGGCCGACGCGGCGCGCCAGCAGCCCGCGCCGCAGCAACACGCCGAGCCCACCAUGCUGAUGCACUGCCAGUAUGGCACGGAGCGAUCGGCGCUGUUUGCGGCGCUUUGCAUACUGAUCGCGCAGCUGCGCAACGAGCGGCGGGUCGACGUGGCCGCCACGGCUCGGAAAGUGCGCUCGCAACGCGCCGGCACCAUCAAUACAUUCUUGCAAUACGAAUUCCUCCACCGUGCCAUACUCAACUACGCUGAGCUGCAUAACCUACUGGAAGACAGUUAAACUAUCUUCCCCACGCCUUUAGCGCUAAAAUGGACUUUAUCCCAUGCACGGUAGGCUCAAUUUACCUGCACACCCCAUGUGGGCAACGACGCUCAAACUUUUGUAA
Messenger RNA from Cydia amplana, 4615 nucleotides. It is a transcript of the gene Ptp69D, whose product is annotated as tyrosine-protein phosphatase 69D. The record is from RefSeq and is a predicted model, not a curated record. The transcript has 28 exons. NCBI's taxonomy places the organism in Eukaryota, Metazoa, Arthropoda, Insecta, Lepidoptera, Tortricidae. Gene Ontology annotation, molecular function: protein tyrosine phosphatase activity; protein binding. Gene Ontology annotation, biological process: protein dephosphorylation. The coding region runs from base 1 to 4509 and encodes 1502 amino acids.